Molecule: messenger RNA, 1248 nt
Organism: Lichtheimia ornata
Lineage: Eukaryota; Fungi; Mucoromycota; Mucoromycetes; Mucorales; Lichtheimiaceae
Exons: 3
Coding region: 1-1248 (415 amino acids)
Source: RefSeq, a predicted model, not a curated record
AUGACAUACGACACCGAUGAAUACACCAACCCCUACAAAAUCAAUAUACAAUUAGAGGAGGAGGAGGAUGACAGCAACCGUAAAGAGGUUUUCGAAAAAGGACUGGAUGCACUCUUAGACGAUGAGCAUUUUUUGCUGCUCUAUGUGCCUAAAGAAGAAGGAGUCAAGAUGCAAAUCAUACGACCGGCCACUAAUCUAUUCCAUCGAAAAUGCAUGGUCAAAAGGAUUAAUGAAGCCAAACACAUUCCUUCUUUUUACUACGCGCUAUCACACCUUUGGGGCCUCUCUGAAGACAACCGGUACCACUGGAAUGACAUUAAGGAAUACGUGGAUGAUGAAGAUGGACAACCUGUCAAACCUGUUUCCAUGCGACCUGAAAAACGAGAUACAUUACUAAGAUUACUCAGGGAUCAUCCUGAUAGCUAUUGGUGGAUUGACGUUUUGUGCGCACGCACCGAUACACCCUUGGACAUUAUGGGCGACAUCUAUGCUUGUUGUCUUGAAUGUAUCGCCAUGAUUGAUUGUGAACCGACACUGAUACCACAACUUCGUGUCUUGAGGAGUGUCACAAAAAAGGUUGAGGAAUUGUAUCGCACAGCAGGAGGAAAUCCCGUAACACGCAAGCAGAUUUAUGAAACCAAAGGACCCCAACUACUUGACCUCUUGGACACAUUCUUUCAAAGACGAUGGUGGCAACGUGUAUGGACUUGGCAGGAGAUGGCCCUACCUAUGGGAGAUGUGCGCUUUAUGGCUGAGGCAGACACUCACCACCAGCCUCAAACCAACAGCACAAUCACUUUGAAUGAAUUACUUGGGUUCAGUACAAUGGUGUGCCUUAUGAGGAGUCAUGUUGUACACGGAGACGUGAGUGCAAUGAAAUCAGUAGCCCGUACAGUUGACUCAAGUCUCUACGAGAUAUCCCAUGCGAGAUCGUCAAACUUACUCCGUAUCUCUGGAAGCAAGGAUAGAUUUGACAGCCUCAUUUUCUCAUUAAUGUCAUCCAGCCGACGCUGUUACGAUCCUGCUGAUUAUGUUUAUGGUGUGUUAGGGAUGAUGCAAAUCAAGAUCCCAAGGAAAACUGAUGCGAAUGAAGUUUGGAUGCAUUUGUUGCAUGAGCUGGGUAAUCAUGGUGAGCUUUAUAUGCUUGGCUUCCGAUGCAUUGGCCGUGAACACGAAAUCGAUUUACGUAAAGCUAAAACUAUCGGUGAAGUUUAUUCCAAAUUGUUUCAAGUCUAUCAUGCUUUUUAA